Paramecium sonneborni is the source of this 1635-nucleotide messenger RNA. The record is from the annotation of a GenBank genome assembly. Lineage: Eukaryota; Ciliophora; Oligohymenophorea; Peniculida; Parameciidae.
AUGCAAUACAUGUAUAUGUAACCUUAUGAUGCUAUUUUUUAAAAAUUCUAAAAAAAUGGUAAAAUAACAAGAGGAGAUUUGAUAUCGAUAUUAUAAGCGAUGAAUUACAAUGAUAUGUAAAUAUAAAGUUUGCUAUCAAAAUUUAAUGAUGAUGAAAUAAGUAAAAGUAAUUAAGUAUAUAGCUUAUAAUUAGUUUAUGUUAUGUUUUAUGGUUCAAAAUUAUCCAGCUUAUCGAUUCCCAGCUCAAAGUCAAGCACAAAUUCCUUAAUAAGUAGAUUAAGAUUAGAAUCAGCCCAAAUUUACUUAAGAAUAACAAUAAUAAAUCUAUGAAGAAUUUAAAACAAUUUUAAAAGGACAAGAAUAUGAAAAGAUGAUGAAUUAUCUAUGUAAGAUGAUGUAAUGAAUGUUUUUAGAAUAAUAUAAAGAUAUGGACUUGGUAAAUACGGUUGAUUCGAAUAGCAAAUAAAUUUGUUCAUAUAUAGUGGUUUAAUUUGAUAAUGAAGGUUUGGCAUUAAAAUUUUUAUCGUUAUUAACAGAUUUUAGAGUUAAUUUAAAUUUUAAAGAUUCGUUAAAAUAAUCAAUAUUAUUUUAUAUAUGUCGAGAUGGUAAACUUAAAUUACUGGAUUUUUUAUUAUCUCAGAAUGCUGUUAAUAUAAAUGAUUAAGAUUAAUAUGGAUAAACACCAUUAUUUUAUGCAGCCAGAGAAAAUAAGAUUGAUAUUGUUACAAGGUAAAUAUAUAUGUUAUAUACAAAUAUUUAUUUAGACUUGUUUAAGUUGGAGCCAAUGUUAAUUUAGUAGAUACAUUAUCUAAUUAAACAGCAUUAUUUUAUUCAGCAAGAGAAGGACAUGCUGAAAUUUGUAAAAUUUUAAUUGAUGUAAAUCUUUAAAUUAAAUGUAGAAUGGUUGUAAUCCAAAUCAUUAGGAUUAACACAAAAAAACAGCUUAAUUCUUUGCUAAAAGGUUUUAGAGAAAAGAAGUUAUAGAAUUGUUUAAUUCUUAUUUUGGAAAAAAUAAAGAUGAUUAUAAACCAAAUUCUGUUUAUAUUAAUGACAAUAGUAAAGGAGAAUAGCCUAAAUAAUAAAAGAAGAAAAAUAAGGAUUUACCGAAAUAAGCAUAUAAAUUAAUGUUUACUGAUGAAUAUGGAAAUUUGUAAGAAGUGAGUUCAUCUGAAUUCGUUAAAUUUUAAUAAUAGUAUCCAUAAAUAGCUAAUUUAAUAAUUAAUGCAGAUGAAUUAAUUGAUGAAAAUGUUUUAAAUACUAUGAAGGAUGAUGAAUUAUGGGAAAAAGUAGCUAAAAAAGUCUUAUAAAUUUUAUGGAAAGCAAAAGGAGCUUAAUUAUUUCAUAAUCCUGUAGAUGAAAAAAAGUAUGGUAUAAAUGAUUAUUAUGAUAUUGUUAAAAAACCAAUGGAUUUUGGAACUGUUAAGGUAUAUCAAUAUAUAUAUUAAUAAAUAGUAAAAAUUAAAUACAAAUCAAUAUAAAAAUUGUAAAGAAUUUUAUACUGAUAUCAAUCUAGUGUUUGAUAAUUGUAUAUUAUAUAAUGGAUCAGAAAAUGAAGUUGGUCAAAUUGGACUUGCAUUGAAAUAGGAGUUCUUAAAUUAAGUUGAAUAGACCGGUUUAAAAAAGCAUUUAUAAUGA